AUGGCUGGUGAAAAAACAGAUCAAUCAGAUGCUCAACAAGUACAUUUAGACCAACAAUCACCUGUACAGCAACAAGCUCGACCAACAACAAAUCAACCUGGUGGUGGUAGUGGUGGUGGUAACCCAACGACAGGCGGAACAGCUCCUGCUCAAGCCAGACCACAACAGGCUCGUGGUAACCAACCCCAAUAUUCCCAAGCUGACUUGAACAGAAUCGUAUUGGAAUACCUUAACAAGAAGGGAUACCAUCGUACUGAAUCCAUGCUUCGUUUAGAAAGCACAAAUACGCCUACUCCAUCUGUGGCUCCAGUUACCCCAUCCACCACUGCAUUAGCCAGCCCGGGUGAGUUGGACGGGAAGAAGGAAAAAGUUCUCAAAGAUAAGUUGUCUCGAAAUGAACGCGAGUUACGAGAAUUACGUGAGAAACAACUGAAGAUUGAACGUGAAUUGAGAGAAACUAAGGAUCGUGAAGUAAGAUUGGCCAAGGAGAAGGACUUGCAAGGAUUACGUGAGUUGGAGCAAAAGAAGAAAAGAGAAAGUGAUCCAGCGAUAUAUACUACCGCUUAUUCUAUGUUGAGACGCUGGGUUGAUUCCAGUUUGGAUUUAUAUAAGCCGGAAUUGUCUCGUGUAUUGUAUCCUUUAUUUAUUCAUUGUUUCUUAGAAUUAAUUUCUAAAGGGUAUGAUACUGAUGCAAAGAAAUUUUUCGAUAAGUUUAAAUCAGACCAUUUGAUCUUGCAUGGUGUGGAAGUUAGCAAGUUUGCUGGAUUGGCCUUGCCUGAACAUUUAGAAGAGAAUGAAUUGGCCGUGGCUUAUCGUAAUCACAAGUACAGGAUCUUGGUUUCUAAAACAUCAUUGAAUUUAUUACUUUAUUUCCUUCAUGAAAACGAGGCCGUUGGUGGUGGGAUUUUAAUUAGAAUCAUCAAUCAAUACUUAGAUCCUGUCAUCUCGAUAAACAGACCGGAUAAGGUUGACCGUGAAGGUGAAGCCAAUCCCGAAGAAGGUAUCCCUGAAUAUGUCACCGAUACAAACGAGGUUGAAAAAUUUAACGAACAAGGAGUGAAGUUAGGAAAAUUACCAAUUGAUCCUGACGUUCAAAAGGAAAUUGAAGCUGAAUUAAAAAUCAAAGAUGAGAAAAUAGAACCUGUAAACGGGAAAACCUUGACAGAAGAAUUCCAGGAAAUGACUAAACCAGACCAGGACUCCCCUGCUAGAGAAUCUCUUCCAUUACCACUUAAAGACCAUGGAGAUAUCCGAAGAAUGAUUUUAGAAGUGGAAGAUUCAAGAUCAAAAAUUAAACUUGGUUCCAUUCAAGCUAGUGCUCCUUCUGUCUGUAUGUACACUUUCCACAACACAAACAAUGACAUGACAUGCAUAGAUUUUAAUGACGAUUCAAACAUGGUCGCUGCUGGGUUCCAUGACAGUUAUAUCAAAUUAUGGAGUUUAGACGGUAAACCAUUAAAAUCGGUUUUCAAAAAGGAUCGCCAUCGUCAUGAAAAUACCAGAAAGUUAAUUGGCCAUAGUGGACCAGUAUAUGGUGUUUCAUUUUCCCCAGAUAAUAAGUUCUUAUUGUCUGCCUCCGAGGAUAAGACUGUCAGAUUGUGGUCGUUGGACACAUACACUGCUCUUGUAUCUUACAAAGGUCACAAUCAACCAAUUUGGGAUGUGAAAUUCUCACCAUUAGGACACUAUUUUGCUACAGCAUCCCACGACCAAACUGCAAGAUUAUGGGCUACCGACCACAUAUAUCCAUUAAGAAUCUUUGCUGGACACAUAAACGAUGUUGACUGUGUUGAAUUCCAUCCUAAUUCCAAUUACGUUUUCACUGGGUCAAGUGACAAGACGUGCAGAAUGUGGGAUGUCCAAACUGGUCAUUGUGUACGUAUAUUCAUGGGUCACACAAAUCCAGUCAACUGUAUAGCUGUUUCGCCAGAUGGAAGAUGGCUUGCUAGUGCCGGUGAAGAUAGUGUUGUUAACUUAUGGGAUAUUGGUACAGGAAGAAGACUCAAGACUAUGAAGGGUCACGGAAGAUCUUCAAUCUACAGUCUUGCUUUCUCGCGUGAUGGUUCAGUGCUAGUUAGUGGCAGUGCCGACAAUAGUGUUAGAGUAUGGGAUGUUAAGAGGAAUACAAACGAUGCCGGUCCAGAACCAGAGGCAUUCUCGUUACUAGGUGAUGGUAAGACAGAUAACACUACCACAGCUAAUGGCAAACCAUCUGAAAAGGUGAAUAAGAAAGAAAUUAUCGCUACUAGUGAUCACAUGACUGCUUAUUUCACCAAAAAGACACCAGUUUAUAAAGUGCAUUUUACAAGACGGAACUUAUGUCUUGCUGGUGGUGCAUUUUCAGGAUGA
Spathaspora passalidarum NRRL Y-27907 is the source of this 2349-nucleotide messenger RNA. RefSeq names its product chromatin modification protein. The transcript has a single exon. Gene Ontology annotation, molecular function: RNA polymerase II general transcription initiation factor activity; protein binding. NCBI's taxonomy places the organism in Eukaryota, Fungi, Ascomycota, Pichiomycetes, Serinales, Debaryomycetaceae. The coding region runs from base 1 to 2349 and encodes 782 amino acids. Gene Ontology annotation, cellular component: transcription factor TFIID complex. The record is from RefSeq and is a predicted model, not a curated record. Gene Ontology annotation, biological process: transcription initiation at RNA polymerase II promoter.